Molecule: messenger RNA, 2028 nt
Organism: Oncorhynchus masou masou (cherry salmon)
Lineage: Eukaryota; Metazoa; Chordata; Actinopteri; Salmoniformes; Salmonidae
Product: 26S proteasome regulatory subunit 8-like
Exons: 12
Coding region: 62-1285 (407 amino acids)
Biological process (GO): proteasome-mediated ubiquitin-dependent protein catabolic process
Cellular component (GO): proteasome regulatory particle, base subcomplex
Molecular function (GO): ATP binding; ATP hydrolysis activity; proteasome-activating activity
Source: RefSeq, a predicted model, not a curated record
UGAAGAAGAGGUUCGUCUGUCGGAAGUACCCCUUCAUCCAACGGAAGUUUAGAAUUUCAAGAUGGCCCUGGAAGGAAUGGACCAUAAUAUGGAGAUGGAGGAUAGUAAAGGUGGUUCUGGUCUCAGGCAAUACUACCAGUCCAAGAUAGAAGAGUUACAGUUGACAGUGAAUGACAAGAGUCAGAAUCUCAGACGUCUACAGGCUCAGAGGAAUGAACUCAAUGCAAAAGUGCGUCUCCUUCGUGAGGAGCUGCAGUUGCUACAGGAGCAGGGUUCCUAUGUUGGAGAGGUGGUGAGGGCCAUGGACAAAAAGAAAGUGCUGGUCAAGGUCCAUCCAGAGGGAAAAUUUGUGGUGGAUGUGGAUAAGAAUAUUGACAUCAAUGAUGUGACUCCAAAUUGCCGCGUGGCACUGCGCAAUGAUAGCUACACCCUUCACAAGAUCUUGCCCAACAAGGUGGACCCGCUGGUCUCCCUCAUGAUGGUGGAGAAAGUGCCUGACUCCACCUAUGAGAUGAUUGGCGGCCUGGACAAGCAGAUCAAGGAGAUCAAGGAAGUGAUUGAGCUGCCAGUCAAGCACCCAGAGCUCUUCGAGGCUCUCGGCAUUGCGCAGCCCAAGGGUGUGCUGCUGUACGGCCCCCCAGGUACAGGGAAGACCCUGCUGGCCAGAGCUGUGGCCCACCACACUGACUGCACCUUUAUCAGGGUGUCCGGCUCGGAGCUGGUGCAGAAGUUCAUUGGAGAGGGUGCCCGUAUGGUGCGUGAGCUGUUCGUCAUGGCCCGCGAGCACGCACCCUCCAUCAUCUUCAUGGACGAGAUUGACUCGAUCGGCUCGUCACGUCUGGAGGGGGGCAGUGGGGGCGACAGCGAGGUGCAGAGGACCAUGCUGGAGCUGCUGAACCAGCUGGAUGGCUUCGAGGCCACCAAGAACAUCAAGGUCAUCAUGGCCACCAACCGUAUUGACAUCCUAGACUCUGCCUUGCUCCGACCCGGCCGCAUCGACAGGAAGAUCGAGUUCCCCCCUCCCAAUGAAGAGGCCCGUUUGGACAUCCUGAAGAUCCACUCAAGGAAGAUGAACCUGACGCGUGGAAUUAACCUAAGGAAGAUUGCAGAACUGAUGCCUGGAGCCUCUGGGGCUGAAGUUAAGGGUGUGUGCACCGAGUCAGGGAUGUACGCCCUCAGGGAGAGGAGAGUGCACGUCAACCAGGAGGACUUUGAGAUGGCUGUCGCCAAGGUGAUGCAGAAGGACAGCGAGAAGAACAUGUCCAUCAAGAAACUCUGGAAGUAGACCUUUGGGAUUUUUUGGGACCCGAACGCAGAUAUUUACCUGCAGAGUCAAACAUGUAUAUUUUUACUCUUGUUUUAAGAUUGGUUUAUAAUUGUUACCCAAAAUUUAAGUCUAAAAUAAAAUGGUGUCUCCCCACUGAGAAACAAGUCCCCCAUUUCCAUUUUUUUUCCCACCCUCUUCUGCUGUAGCCUGAUCCAAGGUCUGUUUGUGCUUGGUAGCCUACACAACUAUAGGAGUUGGCUAUACAGGCUUUCUCCCCCCGCAUUCAAGGUAAAUACUGCAGAUGUUGGCUCAAUUGGAAAUGACCUUUUAAAUGUCAUGCGCUAUAUAUAUAGCCUGGUUUCUGAUUGAAUCCCGGCCUGAAUAAGGAAUACUCCUCUUAGCAGAAUUCCAGGGGUUUUUAUCUUUUCUUUCCUCGAUUCCUUGUGUCCCAUCUUCUUUCCACUCUCAUCCAAUAGAUCUCAUCCAUUGGUUUGUGCAGGGCCUAGUAGAGCCCUAUGCUGUAACAAGUCGUGAACUACUUUUUACACGCCCACAACCCAAUCAUCAGAUUACGAAAACCACAUCUUAAUGCAAGGUAUAACCGGGGCUAGAAGGUCAAUGACAAGUGAGGCCAAAUAAACAGGGUCACCUUGUAUAUUUAUGGAAGAGAUUUUCUUGGAUGGUUUGGUUAAAUUUGAGAUCUCACAAGCAGUCAGUGUUAUUUUUCUUAUUGAUUAAUAAAUGAUCAAUUAUUAAUAGUA